CCCCCUCGCAGACGCUCUUGGUAUGCGCCGCGCUCCCCCUCCUCGCCGCAGUGGUUUGGCCGUGGCGACCCCUCUCCAGCGGAGCGUCCCCCACGCUUGGUACAGCCCAGCCCGUCUCCCCCGAAGCCGUGCGCCCGCGCCCCUCAGUCGGUGGAGCCCGCAGCCCCCCGUGAGGCCAGUGGCAGCCCCCAGCCCGCUCAGUCCGCGCCCGCCAUGGUCCGUCCGCGCCGCGCCCCGCACCGCUCUGGCGCCGGGGGCCCCCUCGGGGGUCGCGGCCGCCCCCUGAGGCCCCUCACGGCGCGCGCGGCCCGCUCGCGCUCUUGGCCGGCCAGUCCCCGAGGCCCGCAGCCGCCGCGGAUCCGGGCUCGCUCGGCCCCUCCCAUGCAAGGUGCUCGGGUCUUUGGGGCCCUGGGUCCCAUAGGGCCCUCCUCACCGGGGCUCGCCCUUGGGGGCCUGGCCGUAGGCGAGCACCGGCUCAGCAACAAGCUGCUGGCCUGGAGCGGCGUCCUGGAGUGGCAGGAGAAGCGUCGACCCUACUCUGACUCCACUGCGAAGCUGAAGCGGGCCCUGCCCUGCCAGGCCUACGUGAACCAGGGCGAGAACCUGGAGACGGACCAGUGGCCGCAGAAGCUGAUCAUGCAGCUGAUCCCGCAGCAGCUGCUGACCACCCUGGGCCCCCUGUUCCGCAACUCCCAGCUGGCGCAGUUCCACUUCACCAACAGAGACUGUGACUCCCUCAAGGGGCUCUGCCGAGUCAUGGGCAACGGCUUCGCGGGCUGCAUGCUCUUCCCCCAUAUCUCCCCCUGCGAGGUGCGGGUGCUCAUGCUCCUGUACUCGUCCAAGAAGAAGAUCUUCAUGGGCCUCAUCCCCUAUGACCAGAGCGGCUUCGUCAACGCCAUCCGGCAGGUCAUCACCACCCGCAAACAGGCAGUAGGACCCGGUGGUGUCGCAGGCCCUGUUCAGAUCGUCAACAAUAAGUUCCUGGCAUGGAGUGGAGUCAUGGAGUGGCAGGAGCCCAGGCCUGAGCCCAACAGUCGGUCUAAGCGGUGGCUGCCGUCACACAUCUAUGUGAACCAAGGGGAGAUCCUGAGGACUGAGCAGUGGCCGCGGAAGUUGUACAUGCAGCUCAUCCCGCAGCAGCUGCUGACCACCCUGGUGCCACUCUUCCGGAACUCCCGCCUGGUUCAGUUCCACUUCACCAAGGACCUGGAGACGCUGAAGAGCCUGUGCCGGAUCAUGGACAACGGCUUUGCCGGCUGCGUGCACUUUUCCUACAAGGCCUCGUGCGAGGUGCGCGUGCUCAUGCUCCUGUACUCCUCGGAGAAGAAGAUCUUCAUUGGCCUCAUCCCCCAUGACCAGAGCAACUUCGUCAAUGGCAUCCGGCGUGUCAUCGCCAACCAGCAGCAAGUCCUGCAGCGGAACCUGGAGCAGGAGCAGCAGCAGCGAGGGAUGGGGGGGUAGUGGCCACCCCCCAGGGCUGGGCCUCUCCAGGAGUCACAGACGAGGCCCCCACCAAGACCGGUCAGAUGCUUCUGAGUAGGGGUCCCUGGGGACUGCAACUGCCCAGUGAGAUGGAGGACAGCGUCCUGAGAUGUCUCCAAGGACGAUCCCCACCCCUGUACGUUUCCCCAAUAAAGUCUUUUAAAAGCC
Molecule: messenger RNA, 1650 nt
Organism: Camelus dromedarius (Arabian camel)
Lineage: Eukaryota; Metazoa; Chordata; Mammalia; Artiodactyla; Camelidae
Gene: PTOV1
Product: PTOV1 extended AT-hook containing adaptor protein
Exons: 13
Coding region: 214-1461 (415 amino acids)
Biological process (GO): positive regulation of transcription by RNA polymerase II
Cellular component (GO): transcription regulator complex
Source: RefSeq, a predicted model, not a curated record